AUGCUCAAACCAAAGGCAAUUUCUCAAGUUCUUAAACAAGCAACUACUGGCGGUGUUAAAGCAACACUUCUUUUAAAUUCUGAGGGUUCUCCCUUAGCUUUUAUUUCUGACUCGGAUCGUGAUGCUAGAGUUUAUGCUGCAAUAGCCUCAAAUAUAUGGAGCACUUUUGAAAAAAAUGGAAAGAAUUUAAUGCGUGAUGAUAAUCUAAAAUUUUUGUUGGUUGAAUGCGAGAAAGGAAAUGUUGCGAUAACUACGGUUAGCAAUAUGUUACUUUGUCUUGUUGCUAAGCCUGAAGUUGAACUAGGAAUAUUAAAAGCAAAGACUGACGCAUUAGCGAGACAUCUUGAAGAACCUUUUCAACGUAUGACGACUUAUACGCAAACAUAA
Rhizophagus irregularis DAOM 181602=DAOM 197198 is the source of this 387-nucleotide messenger RNA. RefSeq lists its product as uncharacterized. Gene Ontology annotation, biological process: cellular response to amino acid stimulus; positive regulation of TOR signaling. The record is from RefSeq and is a predicted model, not a curated record. Lineage: Eukaryota; Fungi; Glomeromycota; Glomeromycetes; Glomerales; Glomeraceae. Gene Ontology annotation, cellular component: Ragulator complex. Gene Ontology annotation, molecular function: guanyl-nucleotide exchange factor activity; molecular adaptor activity.